This is a messenger RNA of Lachancea fermentati, 1713 nucleotides long. Lineage: Eukaryota; Fungi; Ascomycota; Saccharomycetes; Saccharomycetales; Saccharomycetaceae. The record is from the annotation of a GenBank genome assembly.
AUGGAAAACUCACCGCUUGACGCGCUGUCGAGCGAGAUGUGGCUGCACUCGCCGUCGCUGGACUCGGUUAUCGUCAAAACGUCGCCGGUGUCCACGGCGGGAACGGGCACAACCACGACCACCGCGACAGAUACCACGGGAAGCAGCUUUGACGCGUAUUGCCAGGGCGCAGUCGCGCACGGUGGGCAGUUGCACGAGGGCGGCGGCGACGCUGGGCGUGCGGGCUCGGGCUCGGGCUCGGGCUCGGGCGUCGUCGCUGCCGCUGCUGCUGCUGCGCAGCAGCAUCGCGCGCAGCUCGCCGGCGACACCGCCAGCCUCAACAAUAUGCUCAUCGAAAAUGCGCUCGAGUCGAUCCGGCGCCAGCGCAGCCAGAACAAACUCAUCCAUCUCGACCCGAUCCCGGACUUCCAGGACCGCAACCAGAUCAAGCCCUGGCUCCAGAAAAUCUUCUACCCACAGGGCAUCGAGAUCGUGAUCGAGCGCUCCGACAACAUCAAGGUCGUGUUCAAGUGCAAGGCGUCCAAGCGUGGCAAGCAAGCGCGCAAACAGGGCAUGCAACUCAAAGAGGAGCCCGACAGCCCGUCCCUGGGCAAGCGCAGCAGCCAGCAAAAGAAAAAGCGCUCCGUCUCGCCUUACAACACCUGUCCGUUCCGCGUACGCGCCACAUACUCGCUCAAGCGUAAGAAAUGGAACAUAGUCGUGGUCAACAACGGCCACUCGCAUCCGCUCAAAUUCAACGCCGACAGUGAAGACUACAAAAAAUUCAAAAACAAGCUUCGCGAGGAUAACGACUGGGAAGCCGUCCGCAAGUUCGACGAGCUCGAGUACAGAACCCGCUUCAAUCUCCCGACAGAGCCCGAGCCAAUUCCCUGUGAUUGUGGUCUCACCCAGGAGAUUGAAAGUUUUAACAUCGUGCUCCCAAGUUCCAAUACACUUGCAAAUUCUACCGACAAGACUGUUACCAAACCCAGGCAUCGGUUGGAAUCUUCACGUAAAAAUAAAAGCAUCACCAACAAAGUGCUGAGCCGAAGCUCCACUCCACAAGAGUUACAAUCAGUUUCGCACUCGAGCCCAACGCAAUCCAUGCAUCAAACUAUCGUCCAACGUUACUCACCUGCGUCUCCAACUACUCACGUACAAACGGUCCAAUCCGUGCCGCAACACGAAAUCCCCUCUACUUUCCAGCCGUGGGUCACUUCUACCAUGCCCCCUCACGCUGACGAAGUAGACUUUACAGAUUUAUUUCUCAAGCCUAUGACCCAUUUCAAACGGGAAUCCUCCAAUUUAGCACCUCAUCCAGAUGAAACUCAUGUGGCCCCCGAUCAGUGGGGAUCCACUCAAGAUUUUAUGGAUAAUCUGAAUUUUGUCCCACCACCAAUGUGCGAAAUUAACCAGGCUGACGACUGUGCAAAUGUGCAAGGGCAAUGCCAACGCUUGGAGCACAACCACUUGCACGAAGUGGGGAUUCCACAAGCCCAGCAGUUGCAUCCUCAUUCCCCAAUGGUACCUACACGGCUUCAUCAACAGGACUCUACUGCAUCUCCAAUAGGUACCAUGCUUACCUCGGAAUUAAACAAUAUGCGUAUCAUAGAUGGGCAGCUGCAUGUGAUCAACUCGAGCUCCAAUGCGAGCUCAAAUCCCAAUGCUACCCCACAUCCAUUCGAUGCGUCAUAUUCUCCACAUUGGGAACCGCAAAACGAUUUCUUCCAAUGA